Messenger RNA from Haliotis rufescens (red abalone), 2088 nucleotides. RefSeq names its product putative malate dehydrogenase 1B. Bases 14 to 1681 code for a protein of 555 amino acids. NCBI's taxonomy places the organism in Eukaryota, Metazoa, Mollusca, Gastropoda, Lepetellida, Haliotidae. The transcript has 6 exons. Gene Ontology annotation, molecular function: L-malate dehydrogenase (NAD+) activity. Gene Ontology annotation, biological process: malate metabolic process; oxaloacetate metabolic process; tricarboxylic acid cycle. The record is from RefSeq and is a predicted model, not a curated record.
ACCAGAUAACAAAAUGGCGAAAGUUGUGAUAGCAGGAAGGGCUGACUGCCCCUACUUUGCACGAGUGGAGCUCAUUGGCGACAGAUUGUCAAAAAAUCUACCAGAUUUCAAGCUGCACAAGAUAAUAAAAACUGAUGAUGAGUGGGAGAAAUGGCUUGAUGAGACUUGUAAUGUACGAGGCUGGAGUCACAGGAAGUCACCACUCAUCUGGCGGGAGUUGAUCGACAGGGGUGGGAAAGGGGUCCUUAUUGGUGGAGCCAAUGAGUUCCAGGAGUAUGUGACGGGCUACUACGGUGUCCAGUCUGCAAUGACAAGCGAUGACAUGACCAAAGUUGCAGAAGAGAACAAGGUGACAAAGACAGAAGUGGAUGAAGAGAUAGAAACCCACCUUGCUCUGAGUCAGCCCCUUGCUGUGUGCAUCACCAACGCCAGUAGUCCAGUCUGCUACAACCUCAUCAACGUGAUCGCCAGUGGGGAGGUUUUUGGAGAGUCAACAGAGCUUGCUAUCAGACUCUGUGAUUCUGAAGAGAAGAGAGAAUAUUUAUCAGGGGUUGAAAUGGAGGCCUACGAUCUGGCACAUGGUCUCCUGCGAGAUGUGAAAAUCGUGUGUGAUGUGCGUGAAGCUUUCACAGACUGCAGUAUCAUCCUGCUGUUGGAUGAACUGGAGAUGCAGGAGGAAGAGCCUAGAGAGGAAUGGCUUAAACGAAAUGCUGAGUACUUUACUAACUAUGCUUCUGUAAUAAAUGAGGUUGCAGCUAAAAAUGCCAAAGUGUUACUGGCUGGGAAUGGACCACUUAAUUUCAAUGCUUGUAUGAUGUUGAAAAAUGCACCAAACAUUCCUCGUCAGAACAUCGUUGCUCAUUCACGUAUGGUAGAAAACUAUGCCAAGUCUGUUGUAGGAGAUCGGUUGAGUGUGAACCCGUCAGGGGUGGUAGACUUGAUCGUGUGGGGAAACAUCAACAGUAAACACUACAUUGAUGUGACCAAGGCCCGUGUACAUGGUUACGACGGGGCAAUAUGGGGGCCGCCAUCCUACUCCGUGUCUGCACAGGAGAUGAUCCACAAUGACAAGUGGAUAGAGAAGGAGUACGUGGAGCUGGUGGAAGCACGCAGAAGUACGGUGGAGGCAGCUCUAGGUCACCCCGCCUCCAUGGCACACGCCAGCGCAGUGGCCACCACACUCAAACACUGGACAAAUGGCACACCCAAAGGGCAGAUGUUCUCCCUUGGUGUCUGUUCAGAAGGUUGGUACGGUGUCCCAGAAGGCCUGGUGUUCUCCUACCCGGUAACGAUGCAGCCAAAAGGCUACUUCACUGUUGUACAGGACAUUGACCUGUCUGAGGACUCCAAGAAGAAGCUUGAAGAUGUUGUGCAGGAGCUGACGCAGGAGUUGGAGGUGAUGUUCCCACCCCCUUGUCCUACACCCCCAGUUGAGGAAGCUGGGCAGACAGAGGACCCUGGACAGGUCAAGACCGAAGACCCUGGACAGGUCAAGCCCGAGGACCCUGGACAGGUCCAGCCCGAGGGGGAAGAUGACUCUAAGCAGGACGGGCAGACAGAGGAGAAGACGGAAGAUCCUGUUCAGGAGGAGACUGUGGAAGAAGGUGGAGCAGAGAAGACACAGGAAGGGGAGGAUGUAAAACAAGAAACACAGCCAACAGAGGGGGAGGCAACAUCAUAAGGAACAGCCAGCCAUCCUGAAGAAAAUAGCCAUGAAGACUAAAUUACAUUAUAUUUCCAGAAGAUCUGUGAUGAUUCUCAUUUGAAUUAUAUUUCACAUAUUGUUGACUGUUACAGUUUCAUGUUGUCUUUCAAGAACUCUGUGAUACUUAUCUUGUGAGUGCCAAGGUAUCCUUGCAUCACAGUUCAUGAAGGAACUCCAUUUGUCUCGAGAUAAACAUACAUUAAUCUACUCCUGGGAAAGUAUUUCAUUUGUUUGUGAAUUAUAUGUAUUUGUUUCAGUGUUUCCUAAGAUUUGAACCAGUGAAGUACCCUUGUUGUACAGUGCGCUUGAAGUUUCAGCAUUACUUUCUGUAUGUACAGUUAACAUAAGGAUUCUAUGUAUAAAGUAUUAAAGACUCAUAAUUA